This is a messenger RNA of Hyla sarda, 1092 nucleotides long. Its product is annotated as olfactory receptor 1G1-like. The coding region runs from base 1 to 954 and encodes 317 amino acids. The transcript has a single exon. Gene Ontology annotation, molecular function: G protein-coupled receptor activity; olfactory receptor activity. NCBI's taxonomy places the organism in Eukaryota, Metazoa, Chordata, Amphibia, Anura, Hylidae. Gene Ontology annotation, cellular component: membrane. The record is from RefSeq and is a predicted model, not a curated record. Gene Ontology annotation, biological process: G protein-coupled receptor signaling pathway.
AUGGUUAGUAACGGUUCAGUGACGGAGUUCAUUCUCUUCGGGUUUCCGGCUAUAAUCUCGGUGCAAGCUACGUUAUUUUAUGUAUUUCUUAUGUUUUAUGUCUUGACUCUUAGCGGAAAUUUCCUCAUCGUUGUUGUAACGUUGGCUUCUAAGGCCCUUCACAGUCCGAUGUAUUUUUUCCUUGGGAACUUGUCUGUUCUUGAGAUUUGCUACAUGUCCGUCACCAUUCCGAAAAUGCUUCUUAACUUCUUAUUGGAGACCACCAACAUUUCAUUCAAUGCCUGUGUAGCCCAAGUGUAUUUUUUCAUUGCACUCGGCAGCAUAGAGUGCUCUUUGCUUGCUGUAAUGGCUUACGACCGGUACGUCGCCAUAUGUAUUCCUUUACAGUAUGUUCUGGUCAUGAACACUAACACGUGUAUAGCAUUGGUCUGUGGCUCCUGGAUCAGUGGCUUUCUUCAUUCCAUGGUCCACACCAUCUCUACCUUUCAGCUACCCUUCUGCUCCUCGAACAGGAUAGACCAGUUCUUCUGUGACAUCCCUCCGCUGCUGAAGGUGGCUUGUGGCAGUAAGUUGGCCAGCGUGGUGGUUCUUUUUACCGUAGGAGGAGCUUAUGGAUUCGGUUCGUUACUUAUGACUGUAAUUUCCUACAUCCAUAUUAUUUCCACCAUUUUGAAAAUCAAAUCUACGGAAGGGCAGAAGAAGGCCUUCUCCACCUGCACGUCCCAUCUCACUGUUGUAACGUUAUUCUUUGGGACGUCAUUUUCUGCCUAUUUGAAUCCGACGUCAAAGUAUUCCUCGGAAGAAGUAAAACUGGUUCCUGUGUUUUAUGCAGUUGUUACGCCUACGCUAAACCCUAUAAUAUAUACACUGAGAAAUAAGGAGUUUAAGAACGCAUUUAGGAAAAUUAUAGCAAUUGUUAGAAGUUAUGAUAAAGAUUGUGGACAUGUCCAUUAAUAUUGAAAACCUGAGAUACAAAUCAUGCUAACCCUUGACAUUUGCAUCACUCUAACAAUUCGGAAAACACCUUGUGAAUAAAAUGUUUAUCUUCUAAGUGUACCGGUCAUUAUCAACAACUUUCUAUAUAAUGUAGAU